Molecule: messenger RNA, 769 nt
Organism: Uloborus diversus
Lineage: Eukaryota; Metazoa; Arthropoda; Arachnida; Araneae; Uloboridae
Gene: Dpm1
Product: dolichol-phosphate mannosyltransferase subunit 1-like
Exons: 1
Coding region: 53-769 (238 amino acids)
Biological process (GO): GPI anchor biosynthetic process; protein O-linked glycosylation via mannose
Cellular component (GO): endoplasmic reticulum membrane
Molecular function (GO): dolichyl-phosphate beta-D-mannosyltransferase activity
Source: RefSeq, a predicted model, not a curated record
UUUUGAAAGGUGUCAUUGCUUUAUUUUUACAAUCUUUUUCUUGAAUCGCACCAUGAAAGCCAAAUAUAGUAUCUUAUUGCCUACUUAUAAUGAAAAAGAAAACUUACCAAUAAUUGUGUGGAUGAUUGUGAAAUAUCUGUCCGAGGAAGAUUGCGACUACGAAAUUAUUAUCAUCGAUGACGGUAGCCCGGACGGCACUCAAGAAGCGGCAAAGCAGCUGGAAAAAAUUUAUGGCUCCGAUAAAAUAUUGCUGAGACCCAGGGAAAAAAAGCUUGGCUUAGGUACAGCAUAUAUUCAUGGCAUGCGGCAUGCAACCGGGGACUUCAUCAUAAUUAUGGAUGCCGAUUUAUCACAUCACCCUAAAUACAUACCUGAAUUCAUCAAAGAACAAAAAAAAGGAGACUACGACAUUAUCUCGGGGACCCGAUAUAUAAGAGACGGAGGUGUCAACGGAUGGGAUUUUAAAAGGAAAUUGAUAAGUCGGGGUGCUAAUUAUUUGACACAAGUUCUCUUACGGCCCGGAGCCUCGGACUUGACUGGUAGCUUCAGAUUGUACAAGAAAGGUGUCCUUCAAAAGCUUGUUGACUCGUGCGUUUCUAAAGGAUAUGUUUUCCAAAUGGAGAUGAUCGUGAGAGCAAGGAAACUUGGCUUUAAAAUUGGGGAGGUUCCGAUUGCGUUUGUGGAUCGACUUUAUGGAGAAUCUAAAUUAGGAGGCAAUGAAAUAUUUCAAUUUGUGAAAGGAUUAAUGUACUUAUUUGCCUUCGUAUAA